Molecule: messenger RNA, 732 nt
Organism: Papaver somniferum (opium poppy)
Lineage: Eukaryota; Viridiplantae; Streptophyta; Magnoliopsida; Ranunculales; Papaveraceae
Exons: 2
Coding region: 1-732 (243 amino acids)
Source: RefSeq, a predicted model, not a curated record
AUGGUAUUAGGAGACCUUAAUUUCCAUUUACUUAACAAAGGUCAGAGUUCUAAAAACAAUUCUUUGGAUAAUUGGGUCAGGAAUAUUAUAGACUCAGCUGGUCUAAUGGACUUAGGAUUUAUUGGUUCUAAUUAUACUUGGUCAAAUAGGACUGAUGGUAAAGGUUACAGAAGAGGCUCAAACUUAAGUUUAAAUGACAAAAUCAAUCAUACAAGAAAGAAAUUAGAAAAAUGGAACAAAGAGGAUUUUGGGAAGAUAAGUGAUCAUUUGAAGUACUAUCAAAGCCGCUUGUCUCAACUUCAGUCUCUUCCUUAUAGUCCUGCCACUAGUUUCCAAAUUCAGGAAAUUAUAGAUAGUUUGAAACAUUGGGAAAAAAUUGAAUCAGAAUUCUGGCAACAAAAAUCAGGAGAUCGGUGGGUCAAAGAUGAAGAUAAUAAUCAUACUAAAGCCAAUAUAAGAAGAUCACGGAACAACAUUACUUCUCUAAGGGAUUCUUCAGGUAGAUGGUACCAUAAUACACAAGAUCUAGAAAACCUGCUCACUCAUCACUUUUCAUCCAUUGCAACAUCUACAGCUCCAAAAAUUCAAGAAUCUUCUUUUGAUAUUAUUCAGAGAAUUGUAUCUCAGGAAGAUAAUGAAAAAAUGUUAGCUGUUCCAGACAAAGAAGAAGUUUAUAGCCCUCUGAUGAGUAUGUCUAGUUGGACAGCUCUUGGACAAGACGGCUUCCUGUAA